Molecule: messenger RNA, 1655 nt
Organism: Camellia sinensis
Lineage: Eukaryota; Viridiplantae; Streptophyta; Magnoliopsida; Ericales; Theaceae
Product: zinc finger protein 4
Biological process (GO): negative regulation of abscisic acid-activated signaling pathway
Source: RefSeq, a predicted model, not a curated record
AGAGAUAAGAGGGAUACUAGACAGACAUAUAUAUCUUUUUGAUGGGACUGACACUAAACUCUUUGCUCUCUCUCUCUCACGCACAUAUGGGGUAUGCUUUUCAUCUGCAGUAGCUUGAGUACCCAAAAUUCAACAAAAAAUAGUACUUUUUAAGUGCGUUUACCUGCUUUUUCUCUGACCUACCAGCAUCCCAUCUCUCUCUCUCCAUGAUCUUCUUAUCUCCUUCCACUUUCUUUUAGCUCCUCUCCUUCUGUGGUAAAAAAAAUAUAGGAUACCCUCAACUCUCCAGCUUGUUUUGCCUCCUGAUAGGCAUACUCAUCAGGCAAAUAGAAGCACUGAAACUGAGGUGGAGGUAGUCCUCUUACAUGUGUUACAGAGGAGGUAUUUUAACAGCUUAAUCUUGCAGUGGCUCUUGUCCUAGGUGAUUUUGAAUUUCUGCUUCUCUAACCCCGGUUUCAACACUAGAGGGUUGUGAAAAGGAGGUGAAGAUUUAAAUCACCACUGUGAGCAUUUGAAUCAAUCAACCCUGCCAUUGCUCACGAGAAAAAAUUCAAGCUUGACUUGGCUGUUCUACCCAACAUGAAGCGGUCAAGUUUCAACCUCGAGUCUGAAGAUGAGUCUGAAGUGAGCAGCCAAGAAAUCUCCCCUGAUCCCUCCAAGGACAGCACUGCCACUUCUUCGUGCCUCACAAAUCCAAUAAACGCUCCUCAACUACCUGAUGCCCAGCCUAUUUCCCUUGACUUAACUCUCCACCUCAAUGCCAGUGACACGGAAUUGAAGGGCAUACCCGACACUAACAAUGAAUUAGCAGCUCCUGCUCAUGCUCCAGCAGCACUACCGCGAGUGUUUUCGUGCAAUUAUUGUCGGCGCAAGUUUUACAGCUCACAAGCACUGGGCGGGCACCAGAAUGCACACAAGAGGGAGAGGACAAUGGCAAAGCGGGCAAUGCGGCUUGGAGUUUUGUCUGAUAGAUAUGCCAGCUUGGCAUCUCUGCCACUUCACGGUUCUGCAUUUCGGUCCCUUGGGAUGGAGGCUCAUGCCUCAAUGCACCAAAGAAUGCUGCCAUCAUCUGCAAGGCCUCCUUUGCCCGAGGCAAGAGGUGGAGCAAGGUUCGAACAAGGCUAUUUCGGGUUGCCAGUAUUUGUGGAAGAUGACGAUGCAGAGCUGUUUUGGCCUGGGAGUUUUCGCCAAAUUGGUGAUGGAGUUACUAGUAAUAUGGGUUUCAACUCAGGACAAAGUUCAAACAUAAAUUUUGUAGCUGUGGCUCCAGCACCAAGGACAGAUCGCUCUUCUUCACCUGAUCUUACUUUGAAGCUGUAAUUCUCUCUCUCUCUCUCUCACUCUCUUUAACUUGAAUUCUCAACGCCAUGUUCUCCUAAAUUUGCGACACAAUCCGGUGUUAUCUUUGUACAGUGAGAUAAGAUUAGCGAUUGCAGUGAGAGCUUUUUAGGAAAAAAAUUCCUCUUGUUUGCCCCCUCUUUUUUUUUUCUUCUUCGGUGCCCGGUUGAGUAAUGCUUUUGCUGCUACUGUAUAAGAAGAAGUCUGGGGAUGAUAUUAAUUUUUGUAGAUUGGAGAUUUGGGUUAUUGUUAAUUUUAGAGUAUGUUUCUGAAUUAAUAUAUGAUGUUUUUCAUUGUAUUUUAAUCUCCUUUCCAAA